AUGUCCUGCAUACAACUCAAAGCUACACUCUUAAAGUUCAGCAAUAAAUGUGCUGAAACCCUUGGAUUAAAAUCAAAAACUCCCAAACCUUUAUCUAUAAGUGCACCCUUCAAUUUUCAAGAAGGCCCAGCAGUCAAUCUCCCCGGUUAUUCCGAGGAUGAAAUAUCACUCAUGAAAGAGAAAGCUAUUGCGUCAACAGCCGUCGUUUCAGAUAAUCACUAUGCGAACUUGAAUCGAUGUUACGAUUCAGAUAUCUCGGAAUCACAUUCGAGGACGGGAUCUCAUGGGUGUGGGAUUGGGAGGAGUGUGGUUUAUCAUGCGAGGAGAGCUAGUAGAGGGUGUAUGCAUGGGAACUGA
Molecule: messenger RNA, 357 nt
Organism: Botrytis deweyae
Lineage: Eukaryota; Fungi; Ascomycota; Leotiomycetes; Helotiales; Sclerotiniaceae
Exons: 3
Coding region: 1-357 (118 amino acids)
Source: RefSeq, a predicted model, not a curated record